GCAAAAGAACUACCAGCUCAAAACAAAAAUGCGUGCCUUCGUUGUCCUGUGCUUAGUGGCUGUAGCUUAUGCCGAUAAAUUGGGCUACAACUACCGCCCAGUGGGUCACUCGGACUCUGGACUUUCCUUCCAGCCAGGCGGUUCUUCAGGAAGUCUUGGUGGACUAGGCGGCAGUGGAGGCCUUGGAGGAUUAGGAGGCAGUGGUGGUCUUGGAGGUUUGGGUGGAAGUGGUGGUCUUGGAGGUUUGGGCGGCAGUGGCAGCGGUCUUGGUGGACUCGGCGGUAGCGGUCUUGGUGGACUCGGCGGUAGCGGUCUUGGCGGCUCAGAUGGUGGUCUUGGAGGUCUUGGUGGCUCAAGCGAUAUUGGCAACUCCGGUAAUGUUGGACCUUCUUACUCAGCACCAGCUGAAUUCAACAAAGAAUUCUUCACAUAUACUGCCCCCGAGGAAGAAUUCGAUGAUGGUGAUGCCGGCCAACAAGUUGCCAACUCUCUGAAAAAGAAUCUUCGUGUCAUCUUCAUCAAGGGACCUGAAAACCGUGGACUCGAGAACGCUGCUCUCCAAUUGGCUAAACAUGCUGCCGAAGACCGCACCGCCAUCUAUGUCUUGCAGAAACAAAGCGAUAUUGGCGAUUUGGCUAAGAAACUCAACUCUAUCCAAGGCCAGAACAGCCACAAACCCGAAGUACAUUUCGUCAAAUACCGUACCCCUGAAGAUGCCGCCAACGCCCAGCGUGCUAUCCAAUCUCAAUACGAUCAAUUGGGUGGUAACUCUCAAGCUCAUGAUGGUGGUGUUGCUCCAGUACACAACUUUGCCUCUCAAGCUCCAGUUGCUGCACCACAAGUGAACGCUCCUCGCAACUCUUACUUGCCCUCUUCCAUCAUUCGCAUUUAAGAUUGGUUAAUGGUCAGGGAGCUUUUGUUAUAUUGAUUGAAUGACUGAUUUGUUAAAAUUGUUGAAAUUGUUAUGGAUUUACCAUAUUUAUUAUUAAA
This is a messenger RNA of Ceratitis capitata (Mediterranean fruit fly), 990 nucleotides long. Its product is annotated as homeotic protein female sterile-like. The transcript has 2 exons. Lineage: Eukaryota; Metazoa; Arthropoda; Insecta; Diptera; Tephritidae. The record is from RefSeq and is a predicted model, not a curated record. The coding region runs from base 29 to 892 and encodes 287 amino acids.